AUGGACAACUUUCUGGCGAACACGGGGCGAAGUCAGACCGAUUUAGACUACGCUUAUGGCCUUAUUCGCUUCUUCGACAUUACUGCCAUCGACCAGGCCAAGUUCCAGUACCAGUACCGUGGUAUCAAUGGCCUGCAGUACAAGUAUGCCAACUGGUACGGCGGCGAGCCCAACACGGUGUUAACCCAGUACAUUUUCACUCGCUACGUGAGUGAUGGGACUUGGCGCGACAUUUACCCGCAGUACAGCUAUCAACCGUACUGCAUGCGUCUUGAUCCGAGCCACAAAAUGGUGGGAAAUGUGAACCCUGAUUUCCUCUACACCAACCCGGUUGACAACAAGCUACCCCUCUUUGUGCGUUCGGACAUCAUCACGCCGUCGUUCACGGCGCUGAUGGGCUUUACCGCCACCGACUGUACUGCGUUGCAGGGCAUCCAGCCGAUGCGCUCGUCGUACUUUUGGGUGGAGAAGCCGCUGCCCGAGUCACUUCUUGGGACAAACAUCCGCAUCUGCACCUCGAACGACUUUGGCGUCAACUGGCAGCUUCAGACCGACUUUACGGUCACAGUCGCGCUCGGUCGCCCGUACCCGACGACCUUCACCGAUGUGACACCGAAAACGAUCGGUCAUGGAUCAACCGGAACGACUUCGCUGUCGGUCGUCGUCACCGACUCAGCGUAUGUCUCUGCCACCGGGGCUGAGUUUGCCUUUGUCGAUCCGGCGACAUAUGUCUCGGAUCCGGCGACCGCCUGUGCAGCGAGCGGCAUCUCCAACGCUUACCACGCAGCAACGCAGGCGUGCGCUUGGCUCAUAACCAAAGCCAAAGUCACUCUCGCCACGGCUGUCGAUGCAUGUGCCAAGGAGGGUGGCGUCGUUCUCGAGCGUGGCACCGAUCCGGAGUGGAAUACCUUUUUCACCUGGUUCGAUGGCAUCUCCGGUCUCGCUAGCAAUGACUACUGGAUCGGCUCGCGGCUGCUGACCAACCCUCGCAGCUUUGACAACGGGCUCCGAAUGCCUGCAACGUACGUCAACCCUCUCACACGUGCUACUACUUCGCAUCUCGGUGUUUGGCAGGCCUUUCCAAGUGAUCGUCCUAACGAGAACGACGUUGUUAUCAGGGGCAACUUUGGCCUGAACGGGCUCUUGCGCGGGACCAACGACCCCAACAACAAGUACGUGUUUGCGUGCAUGCGCCGUGGUCCGCCUCAAUUGUGCGACUCUAGUAGGAUCGGCGAGACGGCUGUGGCAUCGACAUCAGUCACUUUUGAGCGGGCAACUUGGAUGAACUGA
Messenger RNA from Thecamonas trahens ATCC 50062, 1290 nucleotides. RefSeq lists its product as uncharacterized. The record is from RefSeq and is a predicted model, not a curated record. The transcript has a single exon. Lineage: Eukaryota; Apusomonadida; Apusomonadidae. Bases 1 to 1290 code for a protein of 429 amino acids.